AUGGUGGACAUCCCCACUGCUCCCGCUCCCAAGGCCGACAACGGUCCUCAGCGCGGCGAGCCUGGCUACCUCGACUCCAUGCCCGACCGUGGCGCCCGCGACUUUGGCGGCGUCCCCAACUUCCGCGAAGAACUCCCCCUCCCCACCCAGCCCCCCUACACUGCGCACAUCGGCAACCUCUCUUUCGAGCCCGACGCGGAGGAGCAAGUGAAGGGAUUCUUUGCCGACCUCAUGCCCGUCAGCAUCAGGAUCAUCAAGGAUCCCACCGGCAAGCCCAAGGGUUAUGGUUAUGUCGAGUUCAAGACUAUUGAGGGUUUGAAGAAUGGGUUGGACAGGAAGGGAGAGAUGUUGCAGGGCCGAGAGAUUAGGAUCAGCGUCGCUGAACCUCCUACCAACCCCCGAGCGCCUCCUUCCCAGGCCGAGGAAGCCUCCCAAUGGCGCCGAAGCACCCCCCUCCCCUCUCGCGAAUCCUCUUCCGCCCCCGCCCGCCGAGACGGCCCCGCCCCCGGCCCCUCUUCCGACCUCGACUGGUCCACCGCCCGCGGCUCCCGCUUCACCCCCGCCCCUCCUUCCCAGUUCAUGGACCGUGAGCUCUCUGGCGCCGGCAGGCCCCGCGAGAUGCGUGAGAAUGCUGGUGUGAGCGACUCUGCCGACAAGUGGAGGAGUUCCAAGCCAUUGGCGGAUAUCAAGGCUGCUGGCCGUGAUGCCCCUCCUCACCAGGCUGGUGCGCCUGCGGGCCCUACCAGCCCUAGUGCGGCCGAGACGGAGACUACGUGGACGAGGGGAAGCAAGCUCAAGACGCCUGCUUCUACCAACCCCCCUACGAGACAGGGUUCCGUCGACUCUUCUCCCCGCUCGCCUCCUCCUGCUCCUGCCGCCCCCGCCGAGCGCAGAAAGCUCGCGCUCAAACCCCGUUCCGCCGCUUCCCCCCCUGCUUCCACCGACGCCCCCGCGAGCGCUGCUGGUAUCUUUGGUAACGCCAAGCCUGUCGACUCUGCCGCUAGGGAAAAGAUUGCAGAGGACAAGAUGAAGGCGAGGGAGGAGGAGCGCAAGAAGGCGCAAGAGGCGGAGAAGGCGCAGUUGAGGGAAGCGGAGGAGAGGGGAAAGAGGUAUCAGGAGGAAAAGCUGCGUUCGAUCCGACAGGCUCAGGAGAGUGUGGGUGGACGACCUGCGGCGCCUGCCGGAAAGGGUCCCGCCAGGAAGCCUUCGGCGGACAAGCCCAAGAAGGAUGAGCAAGGGUUUGAGCAGGUGUCUGGUAAGGGCAAGGCGUCGGACAAGGCCGACAACAAGCCCAAGAAGGACUACUCUACGAGGCCGGCGUUUAGCUUUGCCGCUGCUGCCGGUGCGUUGAAGAGCGAGACCAAGGACGAGGAGAGCCUGUCAAAGGACCUUGAGGAUGUCAAGAUCUAA
This is a messenger RNA of Cryptococcus wingfieldii CBS 7118, 1410 nucleotides long. RefSeq lists its product as hypothetical. NCBI's taxonomy places the organism in Eukaryota, Fungi, Basidiomycota, Tremellomycetes, Tremellales, Cryptococcaceae. The record is from RefSeq and is a predicted model, not a curated record. Bases 1 to 1410 code for a protein of 469 amino acids. Gene Ontology annotation, molecular function: RNA binding. The transcript has 3 exons.